UAUCGGGACCUCAUGUGUUACAUUUUAAUAGGUCCCACACAGUCUUGUUCGAGAACGCACGCACAGUGGCACAAGUAGUUGUUAUUUUCGAUCACCUUAUUGCAUUUCCAGGUGUCUGGUGUGACUGCAGUGGAGAGAUAUGCAAAAACAAAUGUCUGGGGGGAAUGGUAACAUGUUUAUAGUUACGAUACUAGUGCUAUAUCGGACAUACUUGCUAACGUUAGAUAAAUAUGUAUGGCUAACUUCUUACUAUUUCGUACGGGAACUGGACUCGUUUCAGAACGUCUAAAAUAUGUUUUGCGUGUCCGUUUUUUUGUUGUUAUUGCAGAUGUGCAACAUUUCAUGUCCUUCUUUUAUUAAAUACAGUAUUCCUCUCCACUCUCUGCGCCUUAUAGUCCCACCACUGCGGCUGGUCUCAGCUGCCAUCUGGCAGACGGUCCAGCAGAGACACGUGAUGGAUUAUGGGAUGCUGGAUGAGUUUGUUACCAUGGUCACAGAGAUGGUUCCAGAGCUUCUGAACCUCAGACAGAGGGCCCAACUUAUUCUGGGUCUUCGAGCACGGCUGGUCCUGGAGUUGUGUCGCUCCAAGCCGAUCACAGACCUCCAGACCAUUCAGCCACACCUGGACAGGAUACAGACCCUCACACCUCUCUGGGGGACACAGGCGACUGAUGCAGAGGUAGGAUUAUCUGAAUCCAACUUCCUGGGGCUGGUUCAAACCCUUCUAAAAGACCCUGAUGAGAGAGAACAUUUCUUCCAGGAUGUUUUUCCUGUAGAAUUUGGUCCCAGUUAUGAUGCAGCCAUACAGAAACUCAUGUGGCAAUUUCUUUCGAGACUUGAGAAGCUACUUCCUGUAUCAAACUUCCAACAGGCUGCCUUGUUGCUCAGCGAUGUUCCCUCUGUUCUGGAGGAAUGUGUUCAGUCUGUGUCUCACCCUCAGCAGAUGAAUAUCCUGCUUCAGUACCACAGAGACCUUGGCCCGCUGGACAACCAUGACCAUCCAUCUUCCACCGAUGGGGACUGCAUUCUCUCAGCUCUCUGUCUUCCUCCCGUGGAACGGGUGGUGAUUGCAACAGAGGUGGAGAAAGAAGGAAAAAGUAUGGAUGUGAAAGAAAGAGAAGAGGGGAUGGAUAGCAGGUCCGCGGAAUGUGAGAAAAACAAAAGAUCCUCUGUUAGUGAUGAGGAUGAUGCAGAGUUUGUGGACCCCGAGACAGGCAAGGUGGAACCAAAGUACGAAACGGUGAUGGUUAUCGGGGAAGACGGGAUGGUGCAGCCUUUUGAAGAUUUAAGUGUCGGGAAAAAGAGAUCUUUCAAAAAGCCUAAAAUAAAGACAGACAAAGCCAGUGGAAGUCAUGGAGAACAAAUGCUUAGCAUAAUCAACAGCAAGUCUAAUGUGAUCAUAUCCUCUGUGCUUUACCAACCCUCAGUGGAUCUACAAAGGGUUGACACUACCAACCUAAUAUUAUUACCUUUUAUACCAGUAAGAAGAAACAGAGGGCUGAAGAUGAAGACAUUUCUUACACAAGAACAGAAACAAACCGACACAGAAUUUUCUGAAAAAUAUACAUUCAAGCAGUGCCAGAUUUGUGAGAAGACUUUCAGUCGAAGUGCAGACAUGAAGCGGCACCAGCAAAUCCACACAGGGGAGCCUAUCCAGAACCCAAAACAGAAAGAGUCAAAAGUGUGCUGCAUUUGCGGAAGGAUGUUCGCAGACAUAGAAAAGCUAGACAGGCAUAAGCUGGUGCACAACCCUUUGAAAUGCAUCAUGUGUGAAAACAGCUUCAAUGGUGUCAAGCCACUCAAGAAACACUAUCUGGAUGUCCAUAAAUUCAGCGGGCCAUUCCUCUGCACCUACUGUGAGAAAAGCUACACUGAGUUAUCAGAUCUUGUCAGACACGAGAGGACUCACACUCUCCCUUACCAGUGUUCCCACUGUCCAAAGAAAUUUAAAUCGUCAACGACCCUUGCCGAACAUGAAAGAAUACACACAGGGGAGAAAUGCCUUUGCUGGGAGUGUGGAAAAGGCUUUAUCAACAUAACAACGCUGAGAAACCACAUGCUAAAUGUUCACAGCAAACCUGAAGAUAAACACUCCUGCUCCCAGUGUGACAAAUCUUACGGGGAGAAGAGGGCAUUGGUAAGUCAUGUGAAAAUCUGUCAUGCUGGGGUGCGUUAUCCAUGCACAUACUGCGGUAAGCUGUUUCUUAGUAUGUCCUCAUUGACAAGGCAUGACCUGAUUCACACUCAGGAGAGGCCUUUUAAAUGCACAGAGUCUGAGUGCGGGAAAGGUUUCAGAUCUCCAAAGGAACUGAGGGUACACAUGAGAUAUCAUACUGGAGAGCGGCCAUAUAAGUGCAAAAUAUGUGGGAAGGGUUUUACGCAAAAUUGUUAUAUCACUCGACACAUGCGAACUCAUACGGGGGAGAAGCCGUAUCCGUGUUCUGUCUGUGGGAGAAACUUUUCUGACUUAAGGGUACGGAAAAGACACAUGAUGACUCACACCGGAGAGAAGCCCUACAAAUGUUUAAAAUGCGAGAAAGCUUUCAGUCGGACAGAACUUUUGAAAGCACAUGAGAAGAAAGAACACUGAGCAAAUUCAAAUCAAGGGAUUAUUUUUUUUGUGUAUAGAUGUUCUAGUCUCUGAAGACAGAUGGGUUACCUCCCAGAAUGUUCUAUUGUCAUGUGCUCCCAAGGUCUCGGAUUUUCAAGACUAUAUAGAUGUUAGUAAUGAAAAAUGUUGUCCCUGUGUUCUGAACUUAUAACACAGUAUCCCUGCAAUGCUUUUAGGGGCGAGAGUUGGAAAUAAUGCAAGCUAUAAACACUGAUGUAACACAUCGAAUGGUAGUUUAGUCAUUGUGUUUGUCGAAUGAAUAUAUAUAUAUAUAUAACUUUUAAAAUCACACCCAAUAAUGUUUAUUUUGAAGUUGGUCCAUACGAGACCCCUGGGCCAUGUUCUCAUGCAUGAGUUUGAUGUUUCAAGUGUAAAUAAAAAGCCUUGAAUUAGUAUGAUUUAAAUAUUUUUUAAUAAUCAUGCUUAUAGUAGCUAGCUCAUUUGUAUAUGUAUUGUAUGUAUAAUGUGACUAGUGUCUCUGAUAGGCUUAUUCAGAUGUUGGCUGGAAUAGACUCAAUAAAAUAAUUGUGUGCUCUAGUUUCCCUACAAUAAAGUAACACAAUGUGCAGCUCCUGACCAAA
Oncorhynchus mykiss (rainbow trout) is the source of this 3192-nucleotide messenger RNA. The record is from RefSeq and is a predicted model, not a curated record. NCBI's taxonomy places the organism in Eukaryota, Metazoa, Chordata, Actinopteri, Salmoniformes, Salmonidae.